Messenger RNA from Triticum urartu, 1123 nucleotides. RefSeq names its product protein IN2-1 homolog B-like. Gene Ontology annotation, biological process: protein glutathionylation. The record is from RefSeq and is a predicted model, not a curated record. Gene Ontology annotation, molecular function: glutathione transferase activity. NCBI's taxonomy places the organism in Eukaryota, Viridiplantae, Streptophyta, Magnoliopsida, Poales, Poaceae.
UGAAACACGUUGCCCGGGUCCACAUUUCUGCUGAUGCCUGCUCUGCCGUGAAUAAUUGCACUCGCCCGCCUCCCCUUGCCUUGCUGCCCGUCACCACUGCCGACGCCUGCCUCCUCCUCGAUCUCCCAUUCUCACCUUCCCGCCCCCCAGCACCGCCGGGACAUUCCUCCCGAACCGUCGCCAUGGCAACCGCCGUUCCACCGAUCAUCUCCCCGAAGGAAGAUCUCCCCCCUCCACUGACCUCCGCCUCCGAGCCCCCUCCGCUCUUCGACGGCACCACCAGGCUGUAUCUUGCAUAUCACUGCCCGUACGCGCAGCGCGCUUGGAUUGCCAGGAACUGCAAGGGUUUACAGGACAAGAUCAAGGUAGUCGCCAUAGAUCUGGCGGACAGGCCAGCUUGGUACAAGGAGAAAGUUUACCCGGAGAACAAGGUGCCUGCCCUGGAGCAUAACAACCAGGUGAAAGGAGAGAGCUUGGAUUUGGUCAAGUACAUUGACAGCAAUUUUGAUGGCCCAGCAUUGCUGCCUGAUGAUUCUGCAAAGAAGCAGUUUGCUGAGGAACUGCUUGCGUUCAGCGAUGGGUUUAAUAGUGCAUUUUUCUCAUGCUUACGCUCCAAGGGAGAUGUGUCAGAUGAAGCCGCUGCUGCUGUGGAUAAAAUAGAAGCUGCCUUGGGGAAGUUCAGCGAUGGCCCAUUCUUCCUUGGCCAAUUCAGUUUGGUGGACAUUGCGUAUGUACCAUUCAUCGAAAGGUUUCAGAUAUUCUAUUCUGGCAUCAAGAAGGAUGAUCUUGCCAAGGGAAGGCCCAACCUGCACAAAUUCAUUGAGGAAGUGAACAAGGUCGACGCAUAUACACAGACCAAAUUGGACCCACAGUUUCUACUUGAUCAAAUGAAGGAGAAGUUUGGGAUUGCUUGAAGAUGUGACCAAGGAUAACCAAAUAUGCAUGCCAGGGAAUCGCUGCAGAAUAGCAGAUUUAGACUCGGGGGUGUUGCAAUAUAUUUUGAAUAAAAGAUGCAUGCCAUGCAUAUAGGCCAUGCUUUUAUAUAGAGAAUAAACAGACAAACUGGGUCUUAUUGUAAACUUUUAUUGUCUCGUAAAGGAUGAUCAUUCUGAGUUGUGCUGAA